Messenger RNA from Exaiptasia diaphana, 1018 nucleotides. RefSeq lists its product as uncharacterized. The record is from RefSeq and is a predicted model, not a curated record. Lineage: Eukaryota; Metazoa; Cnidaria; Anthozoa; Actiniaria; Aiptasiidae. The transcript has a single exon. The coding region runs from base 182 to 1018 and encodes 278 amino acids.
ACAGUGUUAACCAAGCCACUUAUCAGAAAGAUGUGGAGGAAGAAGUUCUAGAACCAACAUGUGAUUUGACGGAGCUAGAGGAUGUUGAACCUGGAAUCCAAACCAACAAUCGCCGAGGGGCGAAUCGGAGGAAAUCUUACACCAUAGAUUCAAAAUAAAAACUCUGGAUCUUCUAGACACCAUGAAAGAGCUAAAAACAAAAAAGCUCUGGGAAAAAGUUGCAGAAAGAAGUGGAGUCAGCAAAUCAUUGGUUGUUAARUGGAACAAGGACCGGGAAAAACUUCUAAGUGAGCUAGCUCUCAACAAGAAAAACAAGAACAAUGGCACAUUAAGACCUACGCGACAACGAAGACAACUUGUGAGCGGGAAACUAAAAGCUGAGAAGUUUCCACUCGCAGCUCAGCGUGUUGUUGUGGAGUUUAAACUCCGAAGAGCAAAAGGAUGCAAGGUUUCUAAACUGUGGCUAAAAAAGAAAAUGAAGGAAAAGAUUGAAGCAUGUUAUGGAAAAGAAGCAGCACAGRCAUUSAAAGCUAGUGACAMCUGGUUUCAGCGGUUCAAAAAGCGCCAUAACAUUGCCUUCCGGAGACGAUCAAACAAGAAAAAGGCGAUAGCAAGUGAUGGCAAGGAGACAAUCCAACGUUUCCACCGAGAUAUCAGAACAUCUCUGAAAACAACAAGACGGCGACAUACCACUCAGCCAGAUGGUAAAUAUGGGCGUUGGCUACCCCAAAACCGAUACAAUGUAGAUCAAGUUCCCCUUCCUUUUGUAAUUGAACAAGAUAAGACCUACGAAGUGAAAGGGAGUGAUCAAGUGUGGGUCUCUCAACCCUCAMGUGGUCUAGACAAGAGACAAGCCACUUUGCAGCUCUGCAUUCGGGCAGAAGGUCCACAAAAUGUCAAGCCAGCUGUUGUAUUUCGGGGAAAAGGAAAUGUCAGUGCAGAAGAGAAAGGUCAAUAUGAUAAAGGGGUUGAUGUAUAUUUCCAGUGUGUGUUUUCCAUGUGCUUGGAUGGACAGUGA